Striga hermonthica is the source of this 1299-nucleotide messenger RNA. The record is from the annotation of a GenBank genome assembly. Lineage: Eukaryota; Viridiplantae; Streptophyta; Magnoliopsida; Lamiales; Orobanchaceae.
AUGGCGAAUAGUAGUAAAACUGAGAGUGAGAGUGGCCGGAAUCGGAAAUUGCUUCUGGGAAUUGGGUAUUGGGUGCAGGGUUUGAGGUGCUUCCCAUGGAUGGCUAUUAAUUUCUUCCUAAAAGAUGGUAUGAGAUUGGAGUCUUCCACUCUGCAGAUUCUUCAGAACUCGGCUAAUCUGCCCAUGGUGGCUAAGCCCUUUUACGGCAUAAUCUCAGAUUCCGUCUACGUUUUUGGCCAACAUCGUGUUCCCUAUAUAGCCCUCGGAGCAUUUUUACAAGCAGUGUCAUGGAUAGCCAUAGCAAUAUCUGCCUCGUCCGGCAUCUCCUUCUUGUCAAUCACAUUCUACCUUCUCCUCGGGAACCUUGGCGCGUCCAUAGCUGAGGUCGCUAAUGAUGCUAUUGUAGCCGAGACUUCACGCCAUCCCUCCUCCGGCGAACUCCAGUCUUUCGUCUGGAUGGCCUCCUCUGCCGGGGGCAUUUUGGGAAACCUCAUUGGCGGGGCAGCCAUCAAUCAAUUCUCCCCGAGGACAAAGUUUUUCUUCUUCUCCAUUCUUCUCUGUUUUCAGUUCCUAGUCACGUUGUUCGUCCGCGAAAGCUCCCUGAACCUGCCAAAAAGCCAGUCAAAAGUCGAAAUCAAGAAGCAGAUACAACAACUCCUUGUGGCUCUCGGCAGACCUGAGAUACUUUACUCGAUUAUUUGGUUUGCAUUUUCGUAUGCAGUUAUCCCUGCACUCACGGGCACCAUGUUCUACUACCAGACGCAAAAUUUGAAAAUUGACUCCUCGCUGCUCGGUUUAUCCAAGGUUUUCGGGCAGAUGGCCAUGCUGCUGUGGGGGGCAGUCUACAACUCCCGCCUCAAGUCAAUUUCGUCCCGAAAACUGAUCAUGGCCGUCCAGGUUUCCAUGUCUGUUCUCAUGAUGUCUGAUUUCUUGUUCGUGAAGGGGGUUUACAGGGAGAUUGGGCUCCCAGACUCUGUCUAUGUUGUGGUAUUCUCGGGCCUUCUCGAGGUUUUGUAUUUUUUCAAGAUUCUGCCUUUCAGUGUCUUGGUGGCCAAGCUGUGCCCGCCGGGCUGCGAGGGCUCGGUUAUGGCCUUUGUGAUGUCGGCUUUUGCUUUAGCGCUGAUUGUGAGUGGGUACCUUGGUGUUGCCCUGGCAGCUUUUGUUGGGGUUGAUGGGGAUGAUUUUUCGGGCCUGCCUUUGGGGCUGCUGAUACAGGCAGCGUGCACGCUUUUGCCCGUGUUUUGGGUGUCGUUUGUUCCGGAGGAGGCCGAACCCAAACUGAACUUGAAGGAGAAUUAA